GGACAUUUGUGCUCAGUGCUGAGAAAACAAGAAGAAUCAUAUCAAGCGUGAUGUAUUGGCAAGUACCCGCAUUGUGUUUCCUCCUGAUUCGAAUGUGUCAUGGAGGAACAGUUGAGCCAAAAUCUUCUCCUCAUGUGGGCCAAAGAGGACGGCUUCAAUUCAGCAAUGUUUUGUCUCGUGAGGGACCGGCACGGCACGGCUCGCUCACUUUCACUCUGGACAAUACGAAUAAAUCAAAAACCAAUCCUGCGUUUAACAGCUUUUUGAAUGCCAAACUCAAGCGCAUGGAUCACUCUGUGCAAUGUGGUGACGACGCCAUGACGCUGAGGGUCAAACGGGUCAGAGCGCCUCAUUUUCUAGUGGAUAGCGGUGAGGGAACUCUCAUCCCAGUCUCUAAAAUGCCCUCCACGUGUGGCUUUUCUGUGAGGAGGUCCCGCAGAGACGUACUUUUGGACGCUCCUUACCAGGGAUGUUAUGUUACCCGACGGGGCGGUGACUAUGUACUGCCACUUCGUCUAUGGGGGACACCGAUGACCAUUUCGUGCCCUGCCAUGUCUAUACCACCCUCAGUUUCCUGUUUCCCUACUGGGAUGACGGUCAAGAUCGGAGGCAUUACAGAAAAAGAUGUCAAAGUGAAAGUGUCGGACACAUGGAGGUCCCUGUCGUCCAUGUGCAGCAGUUGUGGACUUUCCGUAGAAGCAUUCUCUGGAGGACUUUCCUUCACUGCCCCCUAUCACAAAGGCUUGUGCAUAGAGACAAAGGAUGAUGUGCAUACUCUGUCAGUACUUCUGGCUGAUGUUGAGCUGUUGGUCACAUGCCCUUCCUUACCAGAGAACAAUCCAACGCCUGAGACAACCACACCCCUUAGUCAUUACCCCCAGUUUGUGUCCCACCCUGGGGCGUCCUUGCACGCAUUUGCGCAGAUGUUGAAACCUCCUCAGUUACAUGCGGCACCACGUUCCGGAAUGAACUCUCAACACCAAGGAAUGCCGCCGUUUAUGCACGAGAUGUUGCCGCACUACUUCUGGUUUCCUAGGCAUGCAACACAAGCUCCACUUCAAAACCCUGGAGCUCACCCAGCCCUAUUGCACCCACAUUAUGGCUUUCCUUAUGUCUCGCAAUUCCACAUGGCACCGUGGCUCUCCCAACCAGCAACCUCUCCUUUGACCACUACUAUGACUAGUACUACUACGGAGGCUACGCUAACCACAGAAGCCCCCACUCAGAAAGUACUUCCAAAACAGCUGUGGCUGCCAUCUGGCCAAAUUCAAACGGUUCCUGGUCUUGCAAACACCCACCCUGAGCUGACUGCACCGCAGGCUUACCAGAUCCCAGUUCUGUACCCCCCAGGGAAAUAUUUCCCUGGCCAACAUAAGCCCUUUUACUACCCGCCGCCUUAUCUGCCACUCUACUACCCGCAUCCUCAGAAGAUGCAUGGAUUUGCAAAUCCUCCAGCCGACCAUCCUUCAUAGGCUAAUAGCUUUAGCAACACGCUAAUGCAAACCCCUUCUCUUCGAUCACGCAGGAGCUGGUGGCGAGUGACGCUUCCCAGUAAGGUCACAGCCAGACAGGUUUUUUUUUUUUCCCCCCCGUUGUAUUUAACAAAAUGAACUCUUGGAAAGCCUGGGAAAUAAAAAGUGAUUCAUGAUUCCAGUUGUC
This is a messenger RNA of Nerophis lumbriciformis (worm pipefish), 1659 nucleotides long. RefSeq lists its product as uncharacterized. Gene Ontology annotation, cellular component: egg coat. The record is from RefSeq and is a predicted model, not a curated record. Lineage: Eukaryota; Metazoa; Chordata; Actinopteri; Syngnathiformes; Syngnathidae. Gene Ontology annotation, molecular function: acrosin binding; structural constituent of egg coat. Gene Ontology annotation, biological process: binding of sperm to zona pellucida; prevention of polyspermy.